AUAAAUGACCAGAAAAAAGAUCCUGGUCCUGUGACGUGACAGCACCCUCACAGGAAUCCCCUGAAUUCCCAGACGCCAACUUUGUGUAGGUGGUUCAAGUGCGGCAUGGAUGAUUAUUGCUUCACCUACUGUGUAACAAAGCCCUCCAACAUUGAAGAAAUAAGACACUUUAAUAGGCAUUGUACGUUUUGUGAACAUGACGGCCCCUCCUCCCCUCACAAGAAGAAGUGAAGGGGGAAAGUCUCUGCAGUCCGACUCCACUCCUGGAAGAAGUGGGGCAGCAGCCGAGGAAAAACACCUAAACCACAUUUUCCUACAACUAAUGGAAGCGAGAUUAUCCAGAAAAGAUCCUAAACUCGUUGUUUUUUAUGCAGGUAAAGCUUGAAAAUUAAAUAAGUGGACAUCAAACUUCUGCAUGUUUGGAGGAGUUUGUGAUGUAAGAGGUCUGCAGAAGAAAGUGUGAUGAAUGAACCCUCCGCGGCGCAUGGAGGAGAGCCUAUCCUGCAGGAGACAUGGGAGUGUGUGAGAGCAGCUCAGGAGGAGAUCCUGCUCUCUCCGUACCUGCCUGCGUCCUGCGCCUUUCUCAUCCACCUCCUCCUCUGCGCACCUUUCCUGGCGCUGGACGCGCUGGGCAGCGUCAGUCUGCGGGUCCGGUCGUGGAGGAUCGCCGCCGGCUCCGGCCCGCCGCCGUCCCUCCGUCAGUGGGGUGACUGCUUUUGGAGGGUGCUGUCCAGAUACCUGAGCACCGUCCUCCCCGCCACCGCCGUGUUCCAGACCCUGAGGAGCCCCGCGGUGCCGGAGCUGGCCCCGUCCUGCUGGCAGCUCUUCGUGGAGGUCUUUGCGUGCUGUCUGCUUUUUGACACGCUCUUCUUCAUCUGGCACCUCUCCAUGCACAGGGUCCCCUGGCUGUACAGAAACAUCCACCAGCCGCACCACCACCACCACAUACCUUUCGCUCUGGCAGCUCAGGACAGCAGCUCGGCUGAGCUCCUGUCUCUGCUGCUGCUGGCUCUGAGUAGCGCCUGGGUACUGGGCUGCCACCCUCUGAGCGAAGUCUUCUUCCACCUCAUCAACACCUGGCUGGCGGUGGAGGACCACUGUGGCUACGACAUGCCCUGGUCUCUGCACAGACUGCUGCCCUGUCUGGGAGGAGCGCCCCACCACCAAGCCCACCACAGUGUCCACAGUGGCAACUACGCCCCCUACUUCACCCACUGGGACCACCUCUUUGGCACACACCUGUCAUAAGAUGAGUUUGGGUCAAGAGUGAUAAAAUGCAGCUCCGUGGGGAAUUUGUCUGAACGUGACUAAGGCACAUUGAUUGGAUUGAGAUCUGUGAUCGCACAAAGUGCACAAAGUGCACAAAGUUUAAAACAAAUCAAAUACUGUCAUGCUGAACUUUAAGGGUUCAAGAGAUUGUCAGAUUUGUCAUAUUUUAAAUCAAUCCAUCCAUCCAUUAUGUAUACCGCUUUUCCUAUUUGAGGUCACGAGGGGCUGGACUGUUCACCAGCCAAUCACAGGGCUGACAUCGACGAGCAUGUCUUUGGACUGUUGGAGGAAGCCGGAGUACCCGGAGAGAACCCACACAUGCAUGGGGAGAACAUGCAGACUCCUCACAGAGAGACUCCUGUCAGACAGGGAUUAGAACCAGGAACCUCCUCACAGAGAGGCUCCUGUCAGACGGGGAUUCAAACCAGGAACCUCCUCGCUGUGUGGCAACAGCGCUAACCACUGCAGUACCAUGCAGCCCAAUCAAAUUACUGAAAAAUGUAUAACUGUACCUACAAACUGUAUGCGUCUUGUUUGUGGAUGAUCUCCUUUUCCAAUGACAUUUUUUGUGACCAUGUGAAUCCUUUUGAACACUCAUAAUCUCCAGCUGUUCUCCAGAAAGUGAAUGCAGCACGAGAUGAGAAGAGCACAACGAUGCACACAAAGAGACACACAAAGAGAUCCCAAAUUCCUGAGCUAAUGUGAAACUGAUGGGUGUGUCUUUGGAUGAAUCUAAAUGUGUGUCUUGUAUGUAGGUGUAAUGUAGAAAAUGUGAUUUUGAUUGAUGUUGAGCAUAAGUGGAGAAAGGAAACGUGAAGUUAAAGGGGAGUUUCUGCAUAGAGCUGAAAUUAGCUAGCAUUAGAUGAAGAUACUUCUGGACCCCCUGUGUCCACCUAGCGUGUAGUAGACAACCUUUUUUCCAAAUGUACUUUUUUCCCCGUAUUUUUGUCUCCUACGGAUCGUACACUGUACCUACUCGUUGCGUGUCCAGUCAAAGCAGGAGGACAAGCAUCGUCCCUUUGAUGCUUGUUGUGCAGGAGAAAAAAACAAUCUCAAAUCUACUUGCUUUUCAACCACACUUAACGCGUAGACAACGGGCUGCAUCAUGAACGUAAAUGUUCACAUCCUUCCCUUUGUAUAACGCUGUGUUACUGGAGGAUUCCUCUAGAGGGCGCACCACAUAAAUCAGACGACAUAAAACACCAGAGUAGCGAUUCUGGAUUUUGCAUGGUGCCAGAGGUGUUACUAUAGACAGUGCGGUUGCACCAGGGCCCAUGGCUCGUGGGGGCCUGUGGGGAGGAAGGACUGCCGGGCCCCUUAAAUGUUGAGACGCCCUUCAACUAAACGGAUGGUUUGUUUUUUGUGCGUUACAGUCAGUCAAAAUCUAUAACACAAUUACAUGCUUAUUCUACAUACACUAGAAACAAACUAUAUAUAUGUUAAAACGAUUCGAUUAAAUUAAUAAUUUCCCAAUUGUCUUAGUUAUUUUUCGUCAUAUCCUAAUAUGCAGUGAUGAUUGAUGGGUAAUAUGUUGUCAUGUUGUACAAAAGGCAGUCAAACCCGCGAUGGAUAAUUGCUGCACGCACCUGAAAGUCUGAGUGAGCGGGCGCGCUGGAUAUUCAGAGCGGGAACGCGCAGCAGAAGGAAGGAGAGCCCAAUUAUAAAACUCAAGUACCAGUAGAGGUGUGCGUGCGUCCUAGAGACCUGUAAGUUGUGUGUUAUAAAUUAUAAGUACAGUCAGGGGCGUCGUAGUGGGGGGAAAAGGGUGACUGACUACCCAGGGCACAGUGGGGAGGGGGGCCCUUCAUGGGCCUGAAAUAAAAAUGUAUUUCUUAUUUGGCUUUUUUCUCUAAGUUAUAACCACAAUAAGAAAACUAAAAUUGUCUGAAUAAAUAAACAAACAUUCAGAAUUCCUUUCUGGAAAAAAUGUGGAGUCUGUCUCAAAGGCCCCUCUCCCCCCUUCUGAAUGCGCAGAAUGGUUUAGUCCUCCCCGCACCUCUCGACUGGAUUGAUCUGUCGGUGGUCAGUUGAGUCAAGAGUGAGAGAUGUGGCAGGCUGCAGAUUAAACCAGAUUAAGCCAAGAAUAUCGUUUUGUUCAAUUUGUGUUUUAUGCAUAAAUUCAUCAUAUGAAUCCCCUUCAUAGAUACGAUUUCAUACGACCCUAUUUUGUAAAAAAUAUUACAUCGCGGUAAAAAAGAGUCCACUUUGGAGCUAUAUUUAGUGCCUUUCCCAGCAAGCUGGAUUAGUAACAUGACAUAGAACAGUAACAUAUUUGAUAUCAACAGAUUCUUUGUAAACUGUCAAUUCAUAUGAUACCAAUGUUGAGACCGCUUGUACACUGUUGUAAGGAGAAUUAAAACCACUUCAAGGAGAGAAGUUGUCUGCAUCUGUGUUUUAACAGACACGCCUGGAGCGAAGUGUGAAAUACGACUCAGCCAGUUAUCCAGUUCAUACAGUCCUUUUAAACCUCCAUAACACGAGUGUUGAGCUGAGGAGAGCACAGUGCACAUCUCCGAGCGGACAGAGCAAUUCAAAAUGCUUUUCCAACAUACAAGCUGAAGUCAAAAACAACAGGAGAGAAAGAAACAGGAGGAGAGGGCAGCAGAGCUCCCCACAUUAGACUCUUUUGGGUCCACAAACAGCCACAAGCCCCACAGCUGACCCCCUGCCCCUUCCUAGCAGCAACGCAGCAGUUCGGCUUCAACAGCCACGUUAGGAGGACAGAAGCUAUAACGUUAGCCCUGAAUAAUCAUGACAUUAGACCAGAUACACAUUUCAAGACAAGUUAUACAUGCAUUUUGUAACAAUCAAACACAUUGUUGCUAAAUGUAUAAUCUAAUUGUGUGUCUGCAUGGUGCAAUGUAAACAAACAUACACAUAGUUAGUUGCAGACUUCAUCUGUUACCUUUUCUUCUAAACUUUCCUCCAUUGUUGUAUCUGUUCUCUGGUGUCUCCGAUGUUUUUCUAAUCAGGUCUCAUCGCCAUGAGAACUCUACACUGCUCCUAGUGGUUAUAUGCAUAUUGCAUCUCGCGGACAUGUAGCAUUAAUUUCUGCGGACGUGCACAACCAACGCCCUGAAAUCACUGCAGGAUACGCAAAGCUGAUGUGAUGUGUACGUGUAGAUAAAAGCAAAGUAUACUUUGAGCUCACAGCCAGCGCUCUUCUGCCUGUAAAAAAUGCCAGAUGGACACAGGGCCUUUUGGAGUAUUUCAACAUUAUAGCGUUUUUUUUUUUUCUCCUUUUACCCCCCUGCAACCAGGCGGAUUAGCUUAGCACAAAGACUGAAACGCCUCCUUCAGCAGACGCUCCUGGAGGUGACUAAAGUUACCUACUCAAGUUAAACAAACGAGAAACUGUUUAAUCUUUUCAAUAGGUCAGCUGCGUCAGGUCCUCUGAGGCAGAUCCAGCUCCCUCCCUGUUGCCGGUCUUUAUGCUAAGCUAAGCUAAAGUGGCCGCUGCUUCAUACAGUGCAAACAUGAGAGUGGUAUCGAGCCUCACAUCUGUUCAGGGAAGCAAAUAAAUGUCAAAACUGUUCGUUUCAUGAAACACAAUGAGAAGAUAAACUGUGUUUAUUUGUAAAUGUUUGAAGUUGGGUUAAAGUUUUUGUACCACG
This is a messenger RNA of Labrus mixtus (cuckoo wrasse), 4883 nucleotides long. It is a transcript of the gene ch25hl3, whose product is annotated as cholesterol 25-hydroxylase like 3. The transcript is spliced from 2 exons. Lineage: Eukaryota; Metazoa; Chordata; Actinopteri; Labriformes; Labridae. The coding region runs from base 463 to 1248 and encodes 261 amino acids. Gene Ontology annotation, biological process: sterol biosynthetic process; cholesterol metabolic process. The record is from RefSeq and is a predicted model, not a curated record. Gene Ontology annotation, molecular function: iron ion binding; C-4 methylsterol oxidase activity; steroid hydroxylase activity.